CUCGCCCUUUCCUUGUGCCCCUCAUUGCCACUUCCAGCAGUGCUACACUACACGGCUCGCGAGGAGAUCUGUGUGGACGACAAACGAUGAUCGGUCUUCAAGGGAAGCUCACAUUCAUACAGUACACAUGCCGUAAGAAGCCACCAAGUGGGGUUUGAAGGCCUAUGUAGCUAGCCGAUUCCACCCACAGGCUACAUGUACAACUGGAUUCUGUACACAGGAAAGGACGACUCACUCGGCGAUCCUCUGGGGAUGACUGCCGCAGUAGUACUGCGUCUAGUGGAGCCAAUCAGCGGUCUGGGUCACCACAUUUACAUGGACAACUUUUACAACGUCUCCAGCACUCUUCUGCGCCUCCGGUCACUUGGAUUCGGAGCAUGUAGAACUCUGCGACUGACUCGACGUGGAGUUUCCUGCGGAGGCGAAGAUGAGGUUGGGAGAAAGGAGAGAGGCGUCUUGUUCCUGUAGACGAAGGGA
Geodia barretti is the source of this 477-nucleotide messenger RNA. NCBI's taxonomy places the organism in Eukaryota, Metazoa, Porifera, Demospongiae, Tetractinellida, Geodiidae. The record is from the annotation of a GenBank genome assembly.